GGCGGGAGUGAGUCUCCAUUUUUCUGGAUCUUGCCCUGGAGGCGUUCUUAGUCCCCGCCUCCACAUCCAGAUUUCGGGGAUCGCCUGUAUAACCUUACCUGAGAAAGAAGACCAGAAGAGGGAAAAAAGGAGGAAUGGCUCUUUUCCAGGGACGGUUGACAUUCAGGGAUGUAGCCAUAGAGUUCUCUCAGGAGGAGUGGGAAUGCCUGGACCCUGCUCAGAGGGUCUUGUACAGGGAUGUGAUGUUGGAGAACUACAGGAACCUGGUCUCCCUGGGUGAGGAUAACUUCCCUCCAGAAGUCGGGAGUUCUGCCGGAUUUACAAUCAAGGAAUUAUCACCAAUACAGGACAUUAAUAAAGGAGAAUUUUACCACUUAGUGAUAUUGGAGAGAAAUGAAAGUCAUGACAUCAAGGAUUUUGAUCUCAAGGAAGUCUGGGAAAAUAGGCAUGAGUUUGAAAAUCACUGGGGAGAUGAUGCAAGAAAUUACAAAGAAGUGCCUUUGACCCAUAACAAAAAUGUCACAUGGAGAAAAGAUCAAAAACUUAAUCAGCCCUCAGUCACUCUUCCUCAAAAGCAGUGUGCUUCUGUAAGAAAUAAUACAUACCUGUAUUUCAUGGAUUAUGAGCCAUUUGUAAGGAAUGUAUUAAAAAUGGACAAUAAUAGAAGUGGUGCUGGAAACCAGUACAUAGACUGCUUGGAAAAUAGAAUUGGAUUAAGUUUACAGGCACACCUGGCUGAACUCCAGAGAUUUCACAGUGAGGAGAAAAUGUAUGAAUGUAAUCCAACUGAGAAGUCUGUCAGCAAUGGUUCCUCAGUCUCACCACUUGAAAGAAGUCCUCCCAGGACCCAAAACAUUUGGAAUAAGUCUAGGAAGAUUUUUAAAUAUCGUUUGUUACCUGCACAAGACAGGAAAGCACACACUAGAGGAAAAUCUUACAAAUGUAAUGAAUGUGGGAAGGUUUUUAGCAAAAGCUCAAACCUCAUGAGUCAUGAAAGAAUUCAUUCUGGACAGAGACCUUAUAAAUGUAAUGACUGUGGCAAAGCCUUUACGGAGCACUCACAUCUUACUCAACAUAAGAAAAUCCAUACUGGAGAGAAACCUUAUAAAUGUGAUGAGUGUGGCAAAGCGUUUAACCAAUGUUCGAACCUCACUAGGCAUCAAAGAAUCCAUACAGGAGAGAAACCAUAUAAAUGUAACAUAUGUGGCAAGGUCUGUAGUCAAAAUUCAAACCUUGCAAAUCAUCAGAGAAUGCAUACUGGGGAGAAACCUUACAAAUGUAAUGAAUGUGGUAAGGCUUUUAUCCAACGUUCACACCUUUGGAGUCAUGAGAGAAUUCAUACUGGGGAGAAACCUUACAAAUGUAAUGAAUGCAGCAAAGCCUUUGCUGAGCGUUCAAGCCUUACUCAACAUAAAAAAAUCCAUACUGGAGAGAAACCUUACAAAUGUAAUGAGUGUGGCAAAGCUUUUAAACAGUGCUCUCACCUCAUUAGACAUCAGAAUACACAUCCUGGAGAGAAGCCACACAAAUGUGAUGUAUGUGGCAAGGCUUUUAUCCAGAGUUCUAGCCUUGUAGAACAUCAGAGGAUUCAUACAGGAGAAAAACCGUAUAAAUGUAAUAAAUGUGAUAAAGCUUUUAUCAGACGUUCACACCUCUGGGGUCAUGAACGAACUCAUACUGGAGAGAAACCUUACAAAUGUAGUGAGUGUGGCAAAGCCUUUGCUGAGCGCUCAAAUCUUACUCAGCAUAGAAAAAUCCAUACUGGAGAGAAACCUUAUAAAUGUAAUGAGUGUGGCAAAGCGUUUACCCAAUUUGCAAACCUUACUAGGCAUCAGAAAAUACACACUGGAGAGAAACCACACAAAUGUAAUGUGUGUGGCAGGGCUUUUAUCCAAAGUUCAAGCCUUAUGGAACAUCAGAGAAUUCAUACAGGAGAAAAACCUUAUAGAUGUAAUAAAUGUGAUAAGGCUUUUAUCAAACGUUCACACCUUUGGGGUCAUGAGAGAACUCAUACUGGAGAGAAACCAUACAAAUGUAUUGAAUGUGGCAAAGCAUUUACGGAGCGUUCACAUCUUACUCAGCAUAAGAAAAUCCAUACCGGGGAGAAACCUUAUAAGUGUAAUGAGUGUGACAAAGCUUUUACCCAAUUUGCAAAACUUACCAGGCAUCAGAAAAUACAUAAUGAAAAGAAACAGUAUAAACCUAAUAUGUGUUGCAGUGCUUUUAUUCAAAGCUCAAGCUUUGGAGAUCAUCAAAGAACUCGUAGGAGAAAGAAACCUUGCAAAUAAUAUGAGCAAGUAUUCAACACUUACUUAACAUCAGAGAUUCCAUCACGGAGAGGAACCAUAUGAAACUAACAUAUUUGGGAAAGCUAGUAACCAGGGUUCACACUUCACCUGAUAUCAGAAUACAAAUCUCUGAAAGGAAGCACACUGAAGAAAUGUAUGGCAAGGCUUAUCCAAAGCUUGUUACACCUUGUGGAACAUAAAUUUUACCAGAGAAUUCUUACAAAUGUAAUGAGUGUGAUCAGGUUUAAAAAAUGUAUAAAUUGGGGAGGGGGGUAAAAUAGAUGAAUGGGAUUAAGAGGUACUGACUUGCAGUUAUAAAAAAAAUGUACAACUCUGCUUUGUGGUCUUGAAAGCAUUCACAUAACAUGGAAGCCAUACAAAUAUGUCAAGGUCUUUACCUCAGGAAGCACCUAAGAAUUUAUCCUGGACAGAAACAUUACACAUGUAAUGAAGGCGAUAAUUUCUUUAAGCCAGUUCUCUCAGUAGAUUGCAAUUAAAGAAUUCACACUAGAGAGAACUAGGUCUGUUUUGAGGAUUAACUAUUCUUAGGUAUUAAAUUCCACAGAAAACAAAAAUUAUUUAAAACUCAUGAGAUAAUGUAUGUCAAUGGAACAAGUAGAUCUGUGGAAAGACCUAAUCAUCUUCUGUUUAGAUAUUUUGUAAAGAUUUUAUUUACCUCUCUACACCCAACGUGGGGCUCAAAGUCACAACCCUGAGAGCAAGAGUCAUGCUUUUCCAACUGAGCCAGCCAGGAACCUCUAUGAUGUUUUUUCACUCAGUUAUUUAAGGUUUCUUGAUGCUACAUUAUUACUGAUAACUUACAAUAAGUUUGGAAUCCACUGAUGUUAUACUUUCAUUACAUGUGUUUCAUUUGUCAACCAUCGUGGUGGUCUCAGAGAAAGUAUGAAAGGAACCUCUUUUAUUAGGUGGGGCUUAGUCAUACCUAUAUACCCUGGAAAAACUAGGAUGCUGGUUUUAAGGUCUAGAAUAGUAUAUAUUUUGGAGCAUAAGGAGUGACCAGGAAUAAAUCUAAAAGCUAUUAUGUAAAUUACCAUG
Messenger RNA from Lynx canadensis (Canada lynx), 3344 nucleotides. Its product is annotated as zinc finger protein 677-like. Bases 135 to 2288 code for a protein of 717 amino acids. The transcript is spliced from 4 exons. Gene Ontology annotation, biological process: negative regulation of transcription by RNA polymerase II. The record is from RefSeq and is a predicted model, not a curated record. Lineage: Eukaryota; Metazoa; Chordata; Mammalia; Carnivora; Felidae. Gene Ontology annotation, molecular function: DNA-binding transcription repressor activity, RNA polymerase II-specific.